Molecule: messenger RNA, 2566 nt
Organism: Dichomitus squalens LYAD-421 SS1
Lineage: Eukaryota; Fungi; Basidiomycota; Agaricomycetes; Polyporales; Polyporaceae
Product: HCP-like protein
Exons: 4
Coding region: 1-2406 (801 amino acids)
Molecular function (GO): protein binding
Source: RefSeq, a predicted model, not a curated record
AUGGCUGCCCCUCCUGUCCCACCACGACCUUUUGACGACUACGACGCCCCGCACCGUCAGGACGACGCUCCUCCCGCCGUGCCUCCUCUCCCGCCCGACUUCAAUCCCGAUCAGUAUUCAUCUGGGCCUCACUACGAGGACCCCCUCGUGGCGCCCCGUCCUCACAAGCUACAGCCCGAUCUUCCCAAGAACAUGGCACAAUCCUUGGAUGAGCAAGCGUCCGUGCCACCUGUUCAGCCAGGCCACAUCCUGAACGCUUCCUAUCCCCAACCUGCGUUCACGGGCAGCUUUGCUACUUCUCCUCCCACCAACGACUACCUCGGCUAUCUUCCCCAAGGACCUGCAUUGUCUCGAGGCCCUAGCCCUCUGCCUCCUCCCCAGGGUUCGAACUGGUCACCCUGGUCGCCUCCUCCCCCUCAACAAUCCAUGACGCCCUCCUUCCCGAUGCCCUUCGCUUCCCCCGGUCCUUCCAGUGCCCAGCACGAGCAUCAGAGAAGUUUGUCAGGCUCUUUCGCGAACUUGACCCUGGGGCCCCGUACCUCAUCUCCGCUUUCCGGUCCCUCUGGCGCGCGCGAUGGGCCCCCUUCCCUCACCGCUCCACUUCCUACCCUUGCCACUCUUUCCGUGCAACAAACCGCAAUCCAGCAGCCAAAUGCUGACCCUUCCCGCAAGAUCGUCUGGUGCCGAGACGUUCUCUCCCUCGUCGAUCGUGCGCAGCAACUUCACGCUCGCUCUAGCCCGACAUCUACCGACCCAGUCGUGGGACCUGCUCAGAUCAAUGACCCCGAGCUGCAAAAGCUCGUGAACGUCGCAAUCCCCAUCCUACUACAGAUUGCUUCCCAACAGCCACAAGGUUCCCUCCCUCCGUAUGUUGCCGAGGCCAUUUACAUGCGUGCCAUGUGCGCAUCGACGGGAAUCUACCCACAGUUCAUCCCUCACGACCCCAGAACUGCCUUCCGGGAUUUCGAGCGAGCCGCCAAGUCCGGCUACCACGCCGCUUGGUUCAAGCUCGGGCGCGAAUACGAGAACUUCGGGGAUCUUCAGCACGCGAAGGAGUGCUUUGAGAGGGGUACGAAGCAUGGCGUGGAGAGCUGUUUCUACCGUCUUGGCAUGGCACAUCUGAUGGGACAACUUGGGUUCACCGCCGACCCACAGGCGGCGCUUCCACUGCUCAAUCGCGCUGCGACCCUCGCUACGAUCGAAGUGCCGCAACCCGCGUAUGUUUAUGGCCUCUUGCUCCUCAACGAAUUCUCGCACGUGUCGAUUCCCCCGCAGCUCUUCCAACCUUUCCUUCCCCCUGGUGUAACGCCUCCGGAGGAAGCACGUCGACAUCUUGAGCGGGCGGCGUACCUCAACUUCGCUCCUGCCCAAUAUAAGCUUGGUCACGCGUAUGAAUUCGCGACUCCACCCUUCCCAUUCGAUGCCCUCCUAAGCGUGCAGUACUAUUCCCUCGCCAGCCAGCAAGGGGAGAUUGAGGCCGACAUGGCACUUUCCAAGUGGUUCUUGUGCGGUGCCGAGGGAGCGUUCGAUAAGGACGAGGGUCUGGCAUGGACUUUUGCAGAGAAAGCAGCCCGCAAGGGUCUGCCGAGCGCCGAGUUUGCACUCGGCUACUAUUCUGAGGUGGGCGUGGGUGGCCCGAGAAAUAUCGACGCCGCCCGCAAGUGGUAUCAAAAGGCCGCGCAGCACGGUAAUGCGGAUGCUACAGAGCGCCUGCAGGCAUUGGCUCAGCCGACGCCUCAAACCCUUUCACGUGAACAACACGAGAAUCUUACGGACUCGAAGCUUGUGCGAAAGCGAACCCAGGCGAAACAGCGCUCUGAGGCCGUCCAGGGCCCGGCUAGUGUGACGCAGCCUAUGCCUGCAGCGCGCCGCACUCAGAUUGUCAACAACAUUCGGAAAAACUCAUUGCGUACCGGCCCUCUAGGACCUUCGGCACACCCUGCAGGAGCCGCAACAGGCCCACCAGGUUAUGACAAUGCGCCAUUGACGAGUUCUCCGUCGAAUCUAGGACAGGCUGCACCUCUCCCUCGUGUUGACGAAUACGGAAGCGGGCCACAUAGGGCGUCCGGUCCAUCCAGUGGACCCACAUCACCGAUGCCCGCUGGCAUGAGUACUCGGCCGUACAACAGCAACGUACAUCCGAAUGCUCCUCCUCCCGGCCAGCCCCAAACCCAGCAUCAACGGCUCCAAUCAGCCGGCCCUGGGCCUGCAAGCUCACCUCGACCUGCGGGGACUCCGCCCCUGCGUCGUCUUGGUGGCACUCCUCAGACACAGAGUCCAUCGCAAACCGCGCCUCAGGCUGUGCAGCCACCAGCGCGACCACCCACGAAAGGUCCGCAGACAUUUGCAGAGAUGGGCGUCGCGACUACGAAGGUCGAAGACGAUUCGAACUGUGUCGUCAUGUAAGAGUCGAUGGUAUAGCAGGAAGCGUGUGCGAGCCACCGUCUUCAUUCAUGGACUAUUGCUGAUAUAUGUUAGUACACUCUGGAAUCGGUACGCAGGUUAGGACUUUAUCCCCAUGUCUCCUUUGUAUUCAAUAGCGUGCGUACACUAGACAAAUUGAACG